AAUGUCCCCAGUUAAAUUUUUUUGAUCUUCAUCUUGUUUUGGCGAUUAAAUUCUAGGUUGACUAACCUAUAUUAAUAAGACAGAUUCAUAUUACAGAAUGACUAAAAGUCGCUGACUUAAAAUUGAAUUUUUACAAAUAAAUAUUCACACUUUAAUUUUAAUUUCACACUUUAUUUAUCGUAAGUCUGUUAGGUAAUACGACUUAGUUCUAUGCAGUGAAAGUGUUGCAGAAUUCUGCAGUAAAAAGGCUUCACGAAAUGGGCAGGUGUUUGGUCAUUUUACAGUUCUCCCAGUAGGUGACGCCCUCCGCUAACGUGGGAUGUGGCGCGCGAUGGGGAGGCACCAUUGAGUCGAACCUAACGAUCAUCAUUUCGUCAUCAUUUGUAACCAUAGAGCAUGAAUUACCUCUCGAAGUCAUCAGAGAGAAUUUACGACUGGUCAACAAAGGCACGUGAUGCCCUAACGCUCUCCCAUAUUUGGCCGCAUACAUGGCAAAAACGAAGUACAGUGCAUUGCUAUAAUUCAUUAUUACAUCAUAAAUUGUGCGGCGCUGGAUUUUAACGACCAAGAUCUACAAAUCAAGACAUUUUAAAACAUCCAAAUGAGCUCUUAUUUUCUAAACUCGUUCUCAGGGCGCUAUCCAAAUGGGUCUGACUAUCAGUUACUAAAUUAUGGUACUAACGGCGCUAUGAACGCUUCUUACAGGGACUCCACCAGCAUGCAUUCCGGGUCUUUUGGUUACAACUACAAUGGAAUAGACCUUAGUGUAAAUCGUCCCAACAAUGGCCAUUUCGGGGCAGCUGGAGAUAAUUCUCGCACUUUCCAAAAUCCGGGUCAGGAGACCCAGUACAGACAGUCGAGCUGCUCGCUCUCGUCUCCAGAUCCUCUGACUUGUGCCACCAGCGAGUCUCUGGAAUUGAAGGGUUCCUCUCCUCCAUCUGAUCAGAGCACACCACCCGUCAACAGCAGACUUACCAACAGCACCAAUCUCACCAGCAGCAACAGCACACAUUUUGCGGACACAGACGAGACCAAUGUCUCGUCCGAGACCGAGGAUGGAGCACAGACCACCACCACCACACGUACCCAGAAGCAAGAAUCUGUGGCGAGCUCGACUACAACACCUAACGACGGUCAAACUCCACAGAUAUUCCCAUGGAUGAGGAAGCUGCACAUUAGCCAUGAUAUGACUGGACCUGAUGGAAAACGGGCUCGAACAGCUUACACUCGCUACCAGACGCUCGAGCUGGAGAAAGAGUUCCAUUUCAAUAGAUAUCUCACGCGCAGGAGGAGAAUAGAGAUAGCUCACACUCUCUGCCUUUCAGAGAGGCAAAUUAAAAUCUGGUUCCAAAAUCGCAGGAUGAAAUGGAAGAAAGACAAUAAACUGAAAAGCAUGAGUCUCGCUACAGCGGGGAGCGCAUUUCAAAAUUAAUCAUAUAAUUUCAUAUAAUAAUUGGAAAAUUCGACUACUGUUACAGCGCUGCACCUUUCAGCUUGUUGAUAUCACCUGACGACGUGUGAUUCCCCGUACAACUCAAAAUGGUUUUGAAUAUUGUUAUCAUAUAUGCUAAUCUAGUUACUAUUGCCAUAAAAUGAGUGUGAAUGUCAAGUGUGUCAAGUUUAUACAUUCGUGGAGGAAAGCAUGUUCCAUGUAAGCUAUUCGUGCAACGUAUUCUAGACCUGUUACAAAAAUGAUGUACAGUACAACUCGCACUACCUAGCUAUUUUAAAUGAUGGUGUAAAAAAGAGAAACUUUUGUUGUAUUCUUGAACUUGUAUUGAAACGUCAUGUAUUCUUCACGCAACAUGCUAUAUUCUUGUUAUGUGCCGGGCUUUUUGAGUUCUCGUAGAUGGUACCUGCGAGAAAAAUUAUCUUUUCGCACUUAAAUUUGUGUACUGCAGCACAAGAUUACUUUGGGCUCAUAAGAUGUCCUAUGAAGAAUGUCUUUAUACAGUAGUGACCAAUGUGUUAUUUGUAGUGCACAACGUGAAUUAUGGACGUUCUGUGUUAAAAGUUGAAUACAUUUUUUUGUCAUUGACAUGUUGAUGGUAUCUCUGCCAAUUUUUAUCUUUCUUUUGUAUUUGUAUUUGUGUCUAAACUGAAAAUGAAUUGAUCCAAAAAGAAAAAUAAAGUUUACUCUCAGUC
This is a messenger RNA of Carassius gibelio (silver crucian carp), 2145 nucleotides long. Its product is annotated as homeobox protein Hox-B5b-like. The transcript is spliced from 2 exons. Bases 602 to 1432 code for a protein of 276 amino acids. Gene Ontology annotation, biological process: regulation of transcription by RNA polymerase II; anterior/posterior pattern specification. NCBI's taxonomy places the organism in Eukaryota, Metazoa, Chordata, Actinopteri, Cypriniformes, Cyprinidae. Gene Ontology annotation, molecular function: DNA-binding transcription factor activity, RNA polymerase II-specific; RNA polymerase II cis-regulatory region sequence-specific DNA binding. The record is from RefSeq and is a predicted model, not a curated record. Gene Ontology annotation, cellular component: nucleus.